CGGGUCCGGAACACAACCGCCCGCCCUCCCAGUACUCAAGUUCAAGGAAUCCGACAUUGGUAAAAGGUUAAAAUGCCACCCAGGAAACAAGUCGAGACACUGGAACACAUGUGUUUCAUGGUCAUGGCUGGAACACUCCAUCAACUUGCAGUUGAAUUAGAAGAAGUUCCAGAAAGUUGCCAAGUGUCUGCAGAAGAAUUAUCAUCAAUUGUAGCAGCACUCCCUUCUGUCAUCAAUGAGAAUAUGAUUACAAAAGUCAUUGAAACAAUUUAUCAAACAGUGACUAGGACUCGAAGAACUAUUGGAAUGCGGACUUGUCUUGAAGUUUUACUGCAGCCACAUGUACAGAGAUUAGAUCUGAGUGGAUUGUUUUUCAAAAUGAGGCUCCCGGGAGCAAUUAAUAUGACGAUACGACAUGUUGUCCUUGAGAGUGUGGGAAACAUGAAAAAUCUGAUGAUACUUAAUAUGGUCAGCAAGUGUAGCGAUGAAAUCCUAUUUAUCAUCAGCAAAAUGUGUCCAAAUAUUAUUGAGGUGAUUGUAUCGAUCUCAGAUCUUGUUACUGACAAGGGGUUAAAAGCAUUAGCCUUAGGAUGUCCAAAGAUUGAAAAAUUGGGCAUCUCAAAAUGCUGGGAAGUAACAACAGAUGGCAUUGCUUAUGUUCUACAGUAUGGAAAAAAUUUACAAAAAGUGCAGUGUGACCAACUUGGAGCUGUCAUUAUCAGCAGAUUUAAAGAAUCUGAUGCCACAUUUAAGUUAACACAUUUCGAACAAACUCAGACCAUAUUUGAGCCACAAGAAGAAGAAAUUGCUUGGGUAGGGUGUGCUUGCCCAUGUAUAGAAUCUGCGAGUCUGUUUGUUGAUGAUGAGAGUUUGGCGCUGGUCCCACAGCUGGGUGAUAUCAGAGUACUGGAAAUAGAAACAUCAUCUGUAUUGGGUAAUGGCUUUGUUAAAGCAAUAACAAAUCUUGGUGAAUCACUGCUAACUCUGCAGCUAAAUUGUGAUGAGGUGAGUCAAGAAAAAAUUAUCCUCCUUGGUGAGUGUUGCCCUCUCCUGACAACCCUUCACAUAACGACAGCCACGGUGGAAGGAGACGAGCUCCUCUUUAAUCCAGGCCAACUGUUUUCAUCUCUCACGGCACUGCACCUCCAAGUCUGGAAAGAAACUGUUAUAAGUAAUGAAUGUGUAGAAUUUUUCCUCAUGUGGUGUCGCAAGCUGGAAUCAGUGGUACUUAAGGCUGAAGUGGAGUUCUUCACAGACCAAUACCUAAAACGAAUCCUUGCUGCCAAUCCUCUCACAGACGCCAAACGUAUCAUCUUUGCAUCAGACAAACAUGUGCCACUUACGUUGGAUAGUGUAUAUAGAUUAUUGGCUUCCUGUCCCUCUCUUGAGAAUCUUGGAGUAUCAUCUUGGGAUGUCAGCGAAGAAGAGUUCUUCAAAAUUCGUGAUGAUGUUAAGAAAAAUAAUUACAAUCUUACAAUCUCAUAAAUAAUUGUCACACACAUACAUGCAUAUAUAUAUGCAAAACCCACACUCACACUACUCCUACGUGCGCACACGUACACACACACAGGCGGGAUCCAAGAGUCAAUGCUCGAUCCUGCAGACACAACUAGGUGAG
Molecule: messenger RNA, 1618 nt
Organism: Procambarus clarkii (red swamp crayfish)
Lineage: Eukaryota; Metazoa; Arthropoda; Malacostraca; Decapoda; Cambaridae
Biological process (GO): SCF-dependent proteasomal ubiquitin-dependent protein catabolic process
Cellular component (GO): SCF ubiquitin ligase complex
Source: RefSeq, a predicted model, not a curated record